Molecule: messenger RNA, 7801 nt
Organism: Anarrhichthys ocellatus (wolf-eel)
Lineage: Eukaryota; Metazoa; Chordata; Actinopteri; Perciformes; Anarhichadidae
Gene: smg5
Product: SMG5 nonsense mediated mRNA decay factor
Exons: 22
Coding region: 3116-6487 (1123 amino acids)
Biological process (GO): nuclear-transcribed mRNA catabolic process, nonsense-mediated decay
Cellular component (GO): telomerase holoenzyme complex
Molecular function (GO): protein binding; telomeric repeat DNA binding; telomerase RNA binding
Source: RefSeq, a predicted model, not a curated record
AAGAACACUAUUGUUUUCCCAAAACUAUUAAAAACACAUUAAUGAGCCACACUGUUGCACUGGCUGACAUGUACCUUCAUUACCAUGAAUACGGUCAAUGUAGCUUAUCUUGAAACGAUCCCACAUUCACCGUCCUGCGGCAGUAAAUAAUCACUUACUAAUGUGUAUUAAUUCACUGCUGAAAAUAGUCCCCAGCAAAUGCACGACCUCUCCUGUUUGAGUAACAUUUGCUAAAAACUGUUUUUGGAAAUCACUGAGCCUUUUUUUAAGAUGAAAGUGUAUCUUUGUCAAAAUAUAUAGAAAAUCAGGAAACAUACUUUUUUCCAGUCGUAGUUUUUGGUCAAUUCUAAGCCCACAACUAACAUAAACAAUGAAUCUGCCGAUUAGGUUCCAGAUUAAAUAGUAAUAUAAUCUAUAUAAUAAUACAAAAUUCCCCAGAGCCGAAAACAAAAUCUUUAAAUUGUUGAUUUUAUCUGAUAAAUGGUCCAAAAUCCUGAAAUAUUUCAUUUACAAUCAUAUGAAAUGAAAAGAAGCAGACCAUCUUCUGUUUAGAGAAGCUAGUAGCAGCAACUGUUUGGCAUUUUUGCUUCAUAAAUGAUUAAAAAGACUCAUUGAUUAUCAAAAAUUGUUGUCGGUUAACUAAUGACCUUAUCGAUGAAUCAACUCAUUGUUUCAGAGCUACACCAAACUGUAAGACUGUAAGACUGUCAACAAGGUUAUGAAUUGUAAAGAAACUCAAUCCUCAAGUCAUAAAUUCUACACUUAAUAUCUGAAUACUAGCUGAAAUCAGGGUUAGGUCAUUGAUCUGCUUUGAUUAUUUAACCUUUUUUCCACUGUUUACAAUAUAGAUUCAUCUUCUGGACUUAUAAGCUUGUGGUUGCACAUGGUGCUAGCUCUAUGGACUGUGAUUCUUCUCUUGGUGAGCAGAGCAGAUCAUUUCCUCACACUCUCCUCUGCUGAGCUGCUGAGAGCGAGGACGGCAGGCAAGAUCUGGGAGCUGGGGACUGGACUGAAUAUAGCAAGCUUGUAAUUAUCCUCAUCCUCCUACAUUUAAUCGCCUGCAGUUCCUUUGAGGGUUGGCUACUUCUGAGUUUGGACAGAGCAAGAAGAAAAGAAAUUAGCACAAUGGAGGAGCAAGACAUGCUGUGUAAACAAAAGAGACACGAGAUACCUCAACCUGCUUCACAUACAUUCAUGUAAUCAUUCUGCCAGGUUAAACUCUGGAGAAUAUUCAUGUCAUGAUGAAAUGGCUAGUAAGGUUUUCAUUUUUCAUGUACACAUAGGUAAUAACAUGCCAAACAUUGUGCAUUUUUCGAGAGUUUCAAAGUGACGUCACGUUUACAACAUCAUUGCGCGCAUACAUAAUUACAACAAACAAAACCGUGAGAUAGUGAACCAGCACCUUGAUAAAACUACAUUUUUCUCCCUAAGUGAUGCCCCAUUAACUUCCAUCAUCAUCUGUCAUAACAAUAAUCUGUUUGGACAGUCAGGAAAUACACAAAAAGGUGUUAUAUUUAGGAAGAAAGCGUCUCUCAAAAUGCUAUUUCUUUGAAAAGAAUGUAAAAUAAAAUGUGAUCUUGAUAGACCUCUAUUGGUAGCCAGGAGGAAUUACAACAACAGAGUUUACACUGACCAUGAUCACUAUGCCAUGUUUCACAUUUCUUUCACAACCCCAUGUCCCCUGUAAGGAAAAAGGGCAUGCAAAUGAUGGAAAUGUGAAUGCAAAAAGCUGGAAAGACUGUUGUUUUUGCGAUACAAAUAUAGAGUCAUUAUCUUAUACAUACAAAUAUAUAUACAAGUUCAAGAUUUCACUUGAGUAAAAGUACAAAAGUAUUUACUGCAAAAUGUACAGAAAGCAUUAAAGGUUGUUGUUUCUUGAAGAAUGAUCAUUUUCAGAGAGUUAUAUUAUUGGAAUAUUAUUAGUGAUGCUUUGACACAUAAGCAGCUGGUGGAGGAGGAGCACAUUUUGUUAUAUAUGUCAGAUAAUUGCAGUGGAGUAAAAUGUACCAUAUUUCCCUCUUAAUUGUAGUAGAGUGGAAGUAUGAAAUAGCAUAAAAUUGAAAUACUCAAGUAAACUUAAGUUAACUAAAUGUACCUCAACACUUAACCACUUGAUGUUUCUCUGAAAUCCAGUUUUUAGGUAUUUGUACUUUAUUAAGAUAAGAUAAAAUACGAUAAUCCUUUAUUAGUCCCGAUGUUCGGCUAUUUUAAUCCUUUAAUCCACUACAUGUUGGGGACAAAUAAUUACUUGUUACUUUGACGAUUUAGAUUAUUAACACGAAAUACAAAUCAACUAACAAAUUAUGAUAUAUUAUUAUAGGUUCCCCAUCACAAUGUAAAGUAAUGUAAAUAAACCACAUCUUUACCAGCUGCAUGUACAUAUUCAUUCAUCCAUAAUUAUAAUCCAGUGAUGUAAUAUGUACGUAUAAUAGGUCAUUCUGCACAUUGAGUACAAUGCACUUCUACCUUUGGUAUUGUACAUUUGAUGGUACUUUAGUACAUUUUUUUAAUAAAGGACUUUUACUUGUAGUUUUUUGGGACUGCAGUUUUGCUACUUUUACUUAAGUAAAAUAUCUGAAUACUUAUUCCACUACAGCCGAAAUAUAUUAUCUUCUAAUUUCUCAUUUCCAGUGGCAAAGGUGUUUUUCAAGAUUUCAAGAUUGUCGAAAAUGGGGGAUCUCUAGACAACCUGGCAACCCCUGAUUUUCUGUUGACUUCGUUCCGUACUCUCGCGAUAUUCAGGCGGUCGGUGCCUGAUAGGAAUAAUGGCCGCCUUCGUAGCAAUGGCUGGAAAGGAGAACAACACAAGAGGCAUGUCGGACCGUUUUAGCUGACCAGGAAGAGCCUAAAUCACCGGGCACCUCCUCCUACCCGGUUUUCAGAACGAAUGGGUAGAAGGGGUCUUGCCAAAGGACACAAGAAACGAAAGAGACUCGGAGGGAAAGUGAGGAAAGCUAACGCUAUCUUGAUAGCUAACGCUAGCUGGGCUAUCAACACGGUUGUCACUGCCGGGGGAACAAACCCGAGUAGCCCUGACAACUGCGUGUCGGGAGGGUUGAAGGAAGCGGCGAGCAAACGCGGGAGCGUGUGAUCAAACGACUUGCGAGUCGCAAAAAUGAGUGGACCGGUGCAGGACAGUGAGCCAGAGGCGAAAGUCCUUCUCAUCAAGCGGCUUUACAGGGCCGUGGUGGAGUCUGUGCACAAGCUAGAUGUCAUCAUCGGCGGCAAAGCAUCCUACAGAGAGGUCUUCAAGCCGGAGAACAUCAGCCUUCGCAACAAGCUGAGGGAGCUUUGUGUGAAGCUGAUGUUUCUCCACCCUGUCGACUACGGCCGUAAGGCUGAGGAGCUCCUCUGGAGGAAGGUUUACUAUGAGGUCAUCCAGGUUAUCAAGACCAACAAGAAGCACAUCCACAGUCGCAGCGCUCUGGAGUGCGCCUACCGCACACACCUGAUCGCCGGCGUGGGUUUCUACCAGCACCUGCUGCUGUACAUCCAGUCCCAUUACCAGCUGGAGCUGCAGGACUGCAUCGACUGGACCCACGUCACAGACCCACUGAUAGGCCGAAAGAAACCGGUGUCAGCCACCCCCAAGGAGAUGGAGUGGGCACAGAUGGCCUGUCAUCGCUGUCUGGUCUACCUUGGAGAUCUAGCCCGUUAUCAGAAUGAACUUGCUGGAGUGGAGUCUGAGCAGCUGGCAGAAAGGUUCUAUCAUCAGGCUCUGUCUGUCAUGCCACACAUGGGAAUGCCGUUUAACCAACUGGGCACACUGGCAGGAAGCAAGUUCUACAAUGUUGAAGCAACCUACUACUACCUUCGCUGCAUCCAAUCAGACGCCCCCUUUGAGGGUGCCUAUGGCAACCUGAAGCGCCUGUUUGACAAAGCUGCCAAGAUGUACCACCAGGUGAAGAAGCAGGAAAUGAAGAAGCUGUCUCCUUCUCGCCAAAGAUUAAAAGACAUUAAGCACCUCCUGGUGAGCUUCAUGUACCUUCAGAGCCUGCUGCAGCCCAAGAACAGUCUAAUGGAGACGGAGCUGACGUCACUUUGCCAGUCGGUGCUGGAGGACUUCAACCUGGUGCUGUUCUACCUGCCGCCUCCACCGCAUGGCGGUGCUCACCACUCCCCCAGCGAGGAAGAGGAGGAGCAGCCGCAGCAUGCUGACAGCUCCUGCCCCGUGCUGCCCGACACCCUCGUCUUCAAAAUGGUGGUCACUUGUCUGAUGGUGGUGCACAGCCUGAAGAGGGGAGGAUCAAAGCAGUACAGCGCGUCCAUAGCGUUCACUCUGGCGCUGUUCUCCCAUCUGGUGAACCACGUCAACAUCCGUCUGCAGGCUGAACUGGAGGAAGCGGAGAGCCAGGUGCCUCCACUUCACACUGACGCCACAGAUGACCCGGAGGUGAGGGACUUAUCGGCUCCAGCGGCAGAUCGCCCCGUUGAGAAGCCUCUGCAGAAUGGCUCCCUGGAGCAAGAAGAUGAGGAGGAGAAGGAUGAAGAUGGCCGGGAAAGGGUUGGCGCCAAAAAACAGUGCAGUGUGGAAGAACAGCGCCAGUUGGAGGAAGAGAAACAGAGACAGAAGAAGAAGUACACCCGACUCUCGAGACUCCGCCGGCGCCGCUGUGCACGCAAGGACACUCGAGGAGAGGACGAGAGCGACCUGAGCGAAGGCUUCGAGAGCGAAGAGGACGAGGAGGACGUUGACGAGAGGAGGGGCCACGCUGACUCAACAGGUGCCACCACUACGGGGACCCCGGUCAAUCUGCCGGCUCUCAGGAAGGAGACUAAGAGGGAACCCCUGGGUGAGGAGGGCAGCUGGGGGAGCGGAUCAGAGGAAGAGGAGGAGGAAGGAGGAACAGCGUUUGACGUAGAGACCGACUCGGACAUGAACAGCCAGGAGUCUCGCUCAGACCUGGAGGACAUAGAGGACACGGAAAACUCUGACAACUUGGAGGGUCAGGCACGGGAGCCCCAAGACGAAGAGGAAGAUGAGGACCAACCCAAGGAAGAAGGAGGCGAGAGGGACGGCGAUACACCGCCCACCACUAACGGGCCUCUGGUGCCCAGCGACUCCAGCAUCAGCACUAACCUCCAGGCCAUGUCCUCGCAGCUCUUCCAGGCAAAGCGCUGCUUCCGCCUGGCGCCCACCUUCAGCAACAUGUUGUUGAGGCCUCCGGCCUCGUCUUCUCCGGGUAUUCCCACCCCUACCGAGGCCUCUGCCCCCCCCUCCCAAGAGACACCCCCUCCUCCUGGGGAUUCACCCUGCGAUAUGAACCCCGGUGCUGCCAACGGAACCAAUGACAAUGACUUGGACUCUGAUUCGGAAGGCAGCCAACACAGUACUCAAUCGGUACAUAGUGAGAAAACCCUCUUGGAGAAGCUGGAGAUCCUGACCAAUCAGGGGUUGAUCCAGGUGGUGAAAGUCUUUGUUGAUUGGCUGAGGACAAACACCGACAUCAUCAUCAUGUGUGCACAGAGUUCUCAAAGCCUGUGGAACCGACUGUCUGUGUUGCUCAACCUGCUUCCAGAUGGCAGCAAGAUGCUCGAGGCUGAGCUCGGUCUGAACGCCGAGGUGACGGAGCUGUUAAACGAGUGCGAGCAGCCCGGUUUGGUCCAAAGUCUGCUGCUGCCUGAAGAUUUGGCUCUGCGACACCUGCCUGCUCUCAACGUAGCUCACCGCCGCCUCGAUUUUACCCGCUGCAACCCGUCCCUCAGCUCUCUACAGGAGUGUGUCGUGCGAGUGUGUUGCAUUCGCAGUUUUGGCCACUUCCUGACGAAUCUCCAGGGCAACGUGCUGCACUUCAACCCGGAGGCGGGCAUCUUCACCAGCAUCAGCCAAUCCGAGCAGGACAAUCUGGUGCAGCAGGCCAAGGCCCAGUUCCGAAUGGCUGAAGAGGAAGCUCGUCGAAAUCGCCUAAUGAGGGAUAUGGCCCAGCUGCGACUGCAGUUGGAGGUGUCGCAGCUAGAGGGCAGCCUUCAGCAGCCUAAGGCCCAGUCCUCCAUGUCUCCCUACCUGGUGCCAGACACAGCUGCUCUCUGCCAGCAUCUCAACCUCAUCCGGCAGCUGGCCAGCAGCGGCUGCUUCAUCAUCAUCAUCCCACGGACAGUGAUUGAUGGACUUGACAGGUUGAAGAAGGAGAAUGCCGGAGCGAGGGAUGGCAUCCGCUUUCUGGAGUCUGAAUUUCGCAAAGGCAACAGGUACAUUCGCUGCCAGAAGGAGUCUGGUCGGAGUUUUGAAAGAGAUAAACUGAAGCGUCAGGACAUCGAAGCCUGGCAUUUAUACAAGAUGGUGGACAGCUGUCGUCAGCUGACCGUCUCCCAGAGCAAUGGAGAUGAAGACACAGCCGGCAUGGUGACCAUUCUGACUGACCAUCAGGUGGAGGAGCUUUGCACUCGCUCAGCAGCAAUGAAGUCGGCGAUCCAGGCGGCGGGCUCGGCGGGCAUGGAGCUGAAGAACAUCGUGGACUUCUACCGGCAGUGGAAGGAGAUUGGCUGAGAGCUCAAACAGGGGCAGCUGUCGGCGCUGCGAACAGCUGAUCGAUCACAACACUCGCUCCCUCUCUCUCUCUCUCCCACUCUUUUGCUCUGUGUGUAUCUGCGUCUUCAAAGGCAAAAACCAACUCAAAAGAAAGCUGAAUCGAAGGAAAGAGUUAAAAGCUUAGAGGAGUGGAAAAGUUAAAAGAGUGGAGUUUAAAAAAGACAAAAAAAAAAAGAAGAAGAGAAAUGCGAGUGAAAACGGAGCUGUAAGAAAGAGCAGAUCUCCCACCUCCCAAUCCUAAACAUAAAGAGUGACCUCUAGUGGUCGGAGCGCGGAAACGGUGGGGGAAUGUUACACAACUUUUAAAGUGCCCCUGGUUCACACCCUAACCAGGAAUACACUGUAUAUGUUAGCAAACGAGUACAUACGUGUCGAGAGAGAAAACCGCACACACAUUAACACAUUCACGCUCAGAUGAAUCCAUGUAGAUGUUUAGAGCAGUGGUUUGGAUUUCCGUUCCCUCCCUCCCUUUCCCUUCAGUCUGUAUUUCAGAGAAGAGGGUAAAGGACGUGCGUGUCUGGUAGGGCUGCGUUUUUGGAAAGCCGAGGGUGUAUGAAGACAACUUUAAAGACGGAGAAAACCCACUCUGUCCACCUGACACCUGAGGCUUCCAGCUCUACAAAACCAAGCAGGCGUCUCGUCACUCACAGGCCUCUAGGAAAGGUUGAGGAAGACAUAAUGUACACUUCUCCGGGAUCGGUUUCUUUCCUAUGUGGCUCCUUGUUUUUUUCCUUAAUUGCGGUGUACUUUUGUGACCAGUGACUUUGUAUUGUGCUAUUGUGUAUGAGAAGAGAAAAGGAAGAAGAACAAACAGGUGGUGUCCUGUUAAAAGUUUUUAAUUUGGAUUUUAUUUUUGUACCCAAAUGAUGUUGUUUAUUUUGCUUUUCAUAAGCUAAAUUUGAACGAGAUCUCCAAGAAUGUUUAAGGGAAGGGGUUGUUGCCGUGCGUUGAUCCACUGAACAAAUCCUUCAGAUCAGAAAAUGAAGUGAACGAUUUAUAAUCCAGAAUUUAUUUAUCCAGGUGUCAUGUUAGAGGGAGCUAGAAGCUGAUCAGCCCCAUGUUGUAGCCAGUCACCGAGGAGGCUCGGAGGAGAGGGGCCGGCUGACUCCCAGAGGACUGUGGGCUGUAUUUGGACCCCUGUAAACUCCUAAAAUGUGUCCCAUCUACAUCACCAUUUCCAUAGUGACUGUCCCAUCAUGCACAGUGCAAAAGAAAACCAGUAUAUGUGUGUGGCCAUGCAUUGAACAAUAAAAAGAAACUCGUAUAAGAUGA